Messenger RNA from Syzygium oleosum, 2460 nucleotides. RefSeq names its product B3 domain-containing protein Os11g0197600-like. Gene Ontology annotation, molecular function: DNA binding. The transcript has 6 exons. The record is from RefSeq and is a predicted model, not a curated record. The coding region runs from base 801 to 1766 and encodes 321 amino acids. NCBI's taxonomy places the organism in Eukaryota, Viridiplantae, Streptophyta, Magnoliopsida, Myrtales, Myrtaceae.
UUCCUCUUUUUCUCAGAAGAUGAUGUAGAAGACAGAGGAGAGAGAGUAGUGUCAGUGAGGGGGGCUUCGCGCAAACGAAGGGAAAAGAAGACCAGCAAGUAAUGAAGAGAGAGAAAAGAUGCAAGCGUUUUGAAGGACCACCUAAUAUUUUCUCGGGUUCUUUCCGGUUACCAUGAAUGCUUAAGUCAACGUGAGAUGGAAGAACUUGGGACUCUGACACCUCCUCCUCAGUUUCAGUUUCUGGUGACCCACAAACGGAGACUGACAGUGGGCUCGCACGCCUCACAGAGUCUUCCUUCCGGAUGCUGCAAAAUGCAGGGCUGCCGGUUUGACGUUCAACACCAGUUGUUGAAGCGGUCAAUAGGACUUAUGACAGAUGUUCCUUCGGAGCUUUUACUGUACCUCUUUUCCCUUCUCUUUGAAAAACGACGAAAAUUUAAAACCAAGGAUACAAAACCCGAGAACCCUUCACUCCAUCGUUACACGUAACUCGCCAGACCUCUUUCAAACACAUACGCGCGCACGUAAAACUUCUCUAGAGUUCUGAAGAGAUGAUGGGAGGGAGAUGUUUUGAGUCCCAGACUCCCCAUUUCUUCAAGAUCAUUCUGUCUGAUGCCCUUCAAGAUGGAAGACUCGUACUCUCUCUCUCUCUCUCUCACUCACAGUGUCUUUGCAUGGAAUGACCUUUCUUUAUUCAACCAUCAUGCAUUUUUAGUAUGCAGCAUGGGUUAGCAUCCAAUUUCAGGUAAAAGUGUUUUGUCUUUUGGGACCAGCACUUGUCACAUAAAUUUUGUGCUUCCAUGUUCAUCAUGAAACAGGGGAUUCCAAAGAAAUUCGUGAGAAAAUAUGGGAGUGAUCUGCCGGACUUGGUCUUCCUCCAGGUAGCCAGCGGUGACGCUUGGGAAGUGGAACUGGUGAGGGGAUACGGCGGCGUUUGGCUCCGACGAGGAUGGCCGGACUUCGCGAAGCACUACGCCAUCGAACAAGGUCACUUCCUAGUGUUCAGAUACGAAGGAGGCUCUGCGUUUCGCGUGGUCAUAUUCGACAAGAGUGCUUCGGAGAUCGAAUACCCCAUCAUUUCUGAUUUGCCAAAAAGGGAAGAAAAUGAAGGGGACACGUUAGCUGAAGCAUUUGAGGGUCAGUCCGAUCAGACGCGAGAGCUGCCUUCAUCAACAUUAUUAUCUCCACCUUUGAAGAAGAAGAAGAAGAAGAAGAGAACGAAUGAGCACUUGAAUAAGCAGGCAGUUGGAGGUGCUGCAAGCAAUAUUGUCUAUGAUGUCAAUGCAGGCCUCAAAUCUGGCUACUGGGGAAGAUGCCGUCCUUUCAAAGGCAGUGCAAAAUCGGAGGCCUUAAAAAGAGCUGCUUCUUUCCAAUCACCAAAUCCAUUCUUCUUGACUUUAAUGCAACCAUCCCUCAUUCACCACUCUUUGAAUGCACCGGCUAAGUUUUUCAUGGAGCAUAUUCCCAGUUAUAGAAGCGGUGGAGACAUAGAUCUAUACGUGUCCAAUGAGAGAUUUUGGUCGGCCCGGUAUAGGUUUGGGAUAUACAGCCGAAAAUUACAAGUCAAAAUCAACGGUGGCUGGAAGCUUUUUGCGCAAGACAAUAAUCUCAAGGUAGGUGAUGUUUGUGUGUUUGAACUGACGACGAAGGUUGACAGAGUUUCAUUCAGAGUCUGUCAUCUUCAGAGCCAACCAAGACGCAAUCGAACUCGUUCAAACAAAAGAAGCUUCUCAACUCAAGCUCCAAACAAGCUCAGGCGAACCUGAUGAAUCUGAGUAUGGCCAGGCCAAAAAUGAAGAACCCGCCUCUCGUGAUCAAUCCGCAGGCAAAAGUAUCAAGGUUGAACCAGCCAUGGAAGUGUUCACGCUGCCCAAGGCAUGCAGUCACGGCGAUGGGGAAAGCACCGGCGGAACAGUUUCUCCAACUGGUAUGACAUCUAUGGAAGCUGCAAGCAAGUUUCGCACGAACCGACCAUCCUUCCGAGUAGUCAUUUGCCCGAAACACUUGUGCAGAUCUACUCCGAUUGUACCGGCCGGCUUCGUCAAGAGGUACUUAGAACACAGCCACAUAAAGGGGACUCUGAGAGUUGGCCGCAGAACAUGGCCGAUCAAGCUCUGUGUUUAUCCCCAGCCCACCUCCAAUAGCUUCAAGAGCAAAAUCUCCGCAGGGUGGUUCAAUUUCGCAAGGGACAAUGCUCUUCAAGUGGGAGACAUCUGCAUAUUCGAGCUCCUCAGUUCGGACCUCAUAGUCCUCAAAGUAUCCAUCUUCAGGUACAGCAUCGACUAAGUUACACCGAUGAUGAUGACCGGUGUACUCUCUUAUGCAGCGUCCCGGGACUGUAAGCCAGUUGCUGUUCGCAUACAAUGAGAAUAUGCGUACAAGUUCCUUUGAUAUGCCGAGAUUUUGAGAAAAUUGGGUCGGAUAGUUUUGCACAUUUUAACCACGAAAUGUAUUUUGAAC